UCUCCGUAGAGACGCUUCGCCAUCUUGAAUUUAGUAAAAGUUGCAGACAGCCAUCGACACAGUCGCCUUAACAAACACAAAACAACCAAGAUAUGAGCGGCUCUAACUCUCGAAACAAGACUGCAGCCACAGUCAAAGGACCGGACACCGAUAUCGGCCCAACAGCAAAUUCCAGGGAGCGGAAGUCCGGUGGAGGUGUACUGAAGAGACUCAAAUCGCGACGAAAUCAAACCGAUAAACAGCGGCCUGUUAUCACAGAAGAAGAGCUAAGGGCGCUAGGAAGACACAUCACACCGGACGAAGUCCUUGGUCUGCGUGCUGUUACACGGGAUUAUCUAUGUAAACCUGAGGACAAUGUCUACAAUAUUGACUUCACACGUUUCAAGAUUAGAGAUCUGGAGACUGGGACAGUGCUCUUUGAGAUUGCUAAACCUCACAACUGUGACCCUGAAGAUGAGGAAGAAGAGAAUGGAGAUGUAGACACCAGUGCCGGACGCUUUGUGCGGUAUCAGUUUACACCGGCCUUCCUCAGACUGCGGACUGUUGGUGCAACUGUCGAGUUCACCGUGGGGGACCGGCCUGUUAACAGCUUUCGCAUGAUAGAGAGGCAUUAUUUCCAGGAUAAAGUUCUCAAGAACUUUGACUUUGACUUCGGAUUCUGCAUCCCAAACAGCUGUAACACUUGCGAACAUAUCUAUGAGUUUCCCCAGCUCCCUGAGGACCUCAUUUGCCUAAUGGUGGAGCACCCGUAUGAGACCAGGUCAGACAGCUUCUACUUUGUGGACAACAAACUGAUCAUGCACAAUAAGGCAGACUACGCCUAUGAUGGGGGCGAGUAGUGCCUGAAUAUUAGCGUCUUGUGUGCAAUGCAACGCAGCGGUCACAUUGCCCCAGAACACAACCACAAUAUAGCCCUUUUGGGAACAGGAGUAUACUUCAGACAUUCCAACCAAAUUUACCAGCCCCAGGUUUGGGAAAACUGGACCAUGUCUGCCUUCAAAACAAGUUGAUCAUUUAUUUGUAACCUCGUACCCCUCUGUUGCUGGGACUCAUAGGAAACUUUUGUCAAUCACUCUUUUGUAAUGUUGAACAUGUUUUUCUUUUAAUCUUUUCGAACAUUUAAAUGGUUACUUUUAAGUAUUAUUUUAAUCUGCCUUGAGUUAGUUCAGUAUUUGUUGCAAUAUCCUUGUUUUUGUUGGAAUACAUUUAGACAUAUCUUGUGGGUUUGUGUAACUAAUCAGCCUAAUGAUCUAAUACACUCAUUCGAAUUUAAUAAUAUUAGUUUCAAUUUCUCAAGUUGUCAUUUUUUUCAGGGUUGCCAUCUCCCUGGUGAAAGGCCACUCUGUUACCAAACGGCUCUACGGAGGGAAUCUGGAACUUUGCAUGAUCCCAAAGUGAAUGUUGAAUACUGGAUAUUUUUAGCCCGUAAGAUGAGCACCAAUUACAACCUUUUGAUACCACCUAAUUUGAUUGAACAAGUAAAUACAUUUUUGCUACUCAUUGUGCUCUAGUAACAAUCAUUAUCAUUUGCUGUGUCUUUCCUCCUCAGAUAGUGGGCUAAAUAUUCAGCUGUGAGACUAAAUGCUCCAUGACUUAGAAACCUUGCCUUGAUAGAAGCUGUAUUAUUCAUAUUGGGUGUCCCAUUUCACCUCUAGCUGUAUAUACAACCAAUAAUCCCUGUUGGCUAUGAGACAUUUUUGUAUUAACUGCCAUUGGUAGUAAGUCACAGAUGGCACCCCUGGCCUUUUUAAGUUGUUAGCAUUUGUGACAGUGCUGGAAAUUUACUUGCAGUGUGUUUGUGCCUGCUGGAGUGAUACUGAGCCUCCCAACACUAAAUUAAACCUCUCCAUGGGCCUUUGUAUUCAGACUGUUAAACUCGAGGCUUUGUGUGUGAGAGAAAUCCCUGUCAAGUCCAGCUGUCAAUCAGCUGUGCUCUGCUACACAUUUCCAACACUCAUCAACAGUAAAAAGAAGGCUGGAAGAGAUUUUGUGGGUAAAAUAUUUUUCUGCUAUGAAAUGAUAACUACAGGUCAAUGCUCAGUGGAAGUCAAUGCUCAGUGGAAGGUAUGUGAUGAUAAUCACUUUCUAGACUUGUGAUAUGUGCAUUUUUUUUUUAAAUUAAAAAUUAGUUGCUGAUGGAAAAUUGUGAUGUCAUCCACCAUUAUAAAUUCUGUAUUUCUAAUAGCGCCCUCAAAUUGUUAAGAUGGCGCAGAAGAAAAUAGCUGACGUUUUACAUGCCCGUAACCAAUUGUGCUGGGGUUUUGUGUGUGUUUGUAACUUCAGUAAAAAAAAAAAUUACAUAA
Messenger RNA from Oncorhynchus gorbuscha (pink salmon), 2303 nucleotides. RefSeq names its product protein unc-119 homolog B-like. Lineage: Eukaryota; Metazoa; Chordata; Actinopteri; Salmoniformes; Salmonidae. Gene Ontology annotation, biological process: nervous system development; lipoprotein transport; cilium assembly. Gene Ontology annotation, cellular component: cilium. The transcript has 5 exons. Gene Ontology annotation, molecular function: lipid binding. The record is from RefSeq and is a predicted model, not a curated record. Bases 93 to 839 code for a protein of 248 amino acids.